Messenger RNA from Galleria mellonella (greater wax moth), 3199 nucleotides. Its product is annotated as ATP-dependent RNA helicase DDX42. The coding region runs from base 281 to 2563 and encodes 760 amino acids. Gene Ontology annotation, molecular function: RNA helicase activity; ATP binding; nucleic acid binding. The record is from RefSeq and is a predicted model, not a curated record. NCBI's taxonomy places the organism in Eukaryota, Metazoa, Arthropoda, Insecta, Lepidoptera, Pyralidae. The transcript has 15 exons.
CUGUCAAGUGACAUCCUUCAAUGUCAAGAUAUCAAAUGUAAAUGUCAGUUGCUUCGCUGGCUUCAUAGUUUCUACAUUUUGUCGAUUACCUAUACGUUUAUUUAUCGAUAAGAAUAAACAUUUGCACGUAAAUUUUAAUAUCGCAGCUACAAAUAGUUAUUUAUAGUUUCAAUUUUAAAUUGAUAUAAGCCCAGUGUGAAAAGAAAAUCAGUGUAAACAAACCCAUAUCUAACCUCACUAUUUGGAUGAGCUUGUUAUUGACAGUGAAACCGGAAUCAAGAUGAGUUAUAAUUCAGGCGGGAGUGGUAGUAAGGGGUUUGGGUUUGCCGGGUUUACGAUGCCUAAGCGGAACCCUUCGAACGUGUCGCUACACGCCGUGCCUCCUCCGACGGCGCCUAUGCAUGCCGUGCCGCCCCCCACGUCUGGACUCUCCAAACAAGGGUAUUCCACCAUGAAUUCAAUAACACAGAACGCGGUGACUGGCAACUGGGGUGCGAUAGGCAAGAAACGCUCAAAGACUGAGGAUGAAUAUUUUGAUGAAGAUGAUGAGCCUCCAACACCAGCUUUGGCAUACAUACCAGCUCCUGGGAGUCCAUCAUAUGAGGCUGCUAGCAGUUCAAAGGCAGAUGAUGAUGAAGAGGAUCCUCUAGAUGCGUACAUGGCAGGUCUGGAGCAGCAAGCUGCUAAGGAUAUGGUGGCCAGCAAGGAGAAUGCCGCCAGCGGCAAGGGUGACAGCAGCAGAGGCACUAGAGGGGACAUUGACGAUAUGGACGAUGAAGAAAGUUAUUAUAAAUAUAUGGAAGAAAAUCCCUUAAAUCAAGGUGACGAUGGAUCUGAUGUUGAAAUAGAGUAUGAUCAAGAUGGUAAUCCAAUAGCGCCACCUAAAAAGAAGUAUAUAGAUCCACUACCUCCUAUUGAUCACUCAGAGAUAGUAUAUGAGCCAUUUGAGAAGAACUUCUACACACCACACGAGGAUAUAGAGAAAUUAACCCCACAACAGGUCGAGGAACUGAAGAAGAAUUUGGGAGUGAAGAUCACGGGCCCGGAGCCGCCGCGGCCGGUGAGCAGCUUCGCGCACCUGGGCUUCGACGAGCAGCUGAUGCGCGCCAUCCGCCGCUCGGAGUACUCGCAGCCCACGCCCGUGCAGGCGGCCGGCGUGCCCGCCGCGCUCUCCGGCAGGGACCUCAUAGGUAUUGCCCGCACUGGAUCAGGCAAGACGGCAGCAUUCCUGUGGCCCCUACUGGUACACAUUAUGGACCAGAAAGAGUUGGCGCCAGGAGACGGGCCCAUUGGUCUUAUACUCGCGCCCACUAGGGAGUUGGCGCAGCAGAUAUACAUGGAAGCGAAAAAAUUCGGAAAGGUUUACAACAUACGAUGCGUGUGUUGCUACGGCGGUGGAUCCAAGUGGGAGCAGACUAAAGCGUUAGAAGGCGGCGGAGCGGAAAUUAUAGUGGGCACCCCCGGUAGAGUAAUAGAUCUGAUCAAAUGCAAAGCGACCAACCUUCAACGAGUUACCUACUUGGUGUUGGACGAGGCGGACAGAAUGUUCGACAUGGGUUUUGAGCCGCAGGUGCGCAGCAUCUGCAGCCACGUGCGGCCCGACCGGCAGGCGCUGCUGUUCAGCGCCACGUUCCCGCGCCGCGUCGAGCGCCUGGCGCGCGACGCGCUGCACGACCCCGUGCGCGUGCAGCACGGCGCCGCCGGCGAGGCCAGCCACCUCGUCGCGCAGCACGUCAGAAUAUUCAACAAACCAGAAGAAAAAUGGCCCUGGCUUCUACAGCACUUAGUUGAAUUUCUAUCGGAGGGCAGCGUUUUGAUAUUCGUUACAAAGAAAUUAGAAGCAGAGCAAACGGCAGCCAACCUUGGCGUGCACCAGUACGAUGCGCUACUGUUGCACGGCGACAUGGACCAAGCGGACAGGAACAAGGUGAUCACAGCGUUCAAGAGGCAGGAGAACAAUAUACUCGUUGCUACUGAUGUCGCUGCGCGCGGGCUGGACAUCCCGCACAUCCGCACGGUGGUGAACUACACGGUGGCGCGGGACAUCGACACGCACACGCACCGCGUGGGCCGCACGGGCCGCGCCGGCGUCCGCGGCCGCGCCUACUCGCUGCUGGCGCGCGACCGCGACCGCGACUUCGCCGGCCACCUGCUGCGCAACCUGGAGGCCGUGCACCAGGAGGUGCCUGAAGAUCUGAUGCAGCUAGCGAUGCAGUCGGCGUGGUUCCGCAAGUCGCGCUUCAAAAAGGGCAAAGCCAAGAACCUGAACGUGGGGGGCUGUGGACUUGGUUACAAGGAGCGGCCGGGGCUGCCGGCGCACAACGACGAGCCGAGCCCGAUGGUCAACAUAGAGAAGGCGCACGGGCCCGCCACCGACCGCCUCGCGUCGCUCAAACAGGCCUUCAGGUCGCAGUACAGUCAGUUCACAGCAUCUACAGACCACUCGUGGGAACAAACGGUGACCACCAUCCAGCCCGGUGUCAACGCCCCCGCCUCACAGCCACAGGAGAAGGACAAAACUGAGCGCGUGCGCAAGGGCGGCAAACGGAGCCGUUGGGAGUAGGCUAGCGAAAUUGCACCUGAACGUGAUAACGAUAUGGUCGAAUGUCGUUUGACAGCUGUAUAUGUUUAAAUAAUUAGGUGGCUCUAUAGUGCUAUGGAUUGUCCAACGUUAAAGGCUGAUUAUGUGGUGUUUUAUGCAGGCCUAACCAAUGGCACACAGUUAUACUUCCUUCAAAUGAAUUACGACUUUAAAGCUAAGGGGCGAUGGUUUAUAUUUCAUUGUACGUCAAGAGGUGGCGCUAGGGAUAUUUUUUUUCCUAACAAAUUAUGUCUACAAUUGGCCAGAAAUCACAGUUGCCACUUUGGCUAUGAAUUUAGAUAAACUGUGCCAAAAAGUGGCUGGUUUGUAUGAUUCGAACAAAAAUGUAAUUAUAUUUUUUAUUGCAUUUGAAAUUUACAAGAAAAUAUUAAAGGGUCAGAUGCUUAUAAAUUUGUUUUUAAACAUUUUUUAUGUCCUGCAAUUACGAAAAACUAUUUUUUUCAAAAGACUCAGGAAUUUUGAAUUCAAUCGUAUUUUCUACGUGUGUAUGUAUGUGUGUGUGUGUAUUGUGUGAUAUUUUCGUUAAUUUUGAACCAACUUUAAUUAUCCCUUAAUUAAAAGUGUGUAUCCCUUAUUAGUCCUAUACUAAUUUGUUUU